GCCGGCCUUCCGGCGAAUUGUGAAUUUUGCAGUCAAUUUUAUUAUUCUAUUUUAGAAAUAGUAUUAUAUUUUAUUUGCACAACUUGCAAACUUAUUGCUGUGAAUUCUGUAAACCAACCAGUUAUUCGUCUCUUUUUGACAUUAGUUAGUUAACCUCAUUUAAUUAUUAUUUUUAUUUGUAGCCUAGUUAAAACAAGAGGAAUAGGCCUAGGCUAACUCAUUUAACCUUUGAAUCAAGUACGCCUGUAAGUUUAAAUAGUUAUAAUGGCAGACGAUGGCUGGGAUUCUGGUGGUGAAAGCUCACAAUCUGCACCUGUCUAUUCAACAACCUUCUCAAGAGGGGGUGGUAGAGGUGGGCGUGGAAGAUUCAACUCUGAUGAUGGUAACCGUAACAACUGGAGGGAUGACAACAGGGAAGAGAGGGGUGGGUGGGGGAAUGACUUCAGAGGUGGACGUGGAGGAAGAGGCUCACGAGGAGGAGGAGGAAGAGGUAGGGAUGGAGAGGGAUUUAACAGAGGUCGAAAUGAUAAUUGUAUAACUAUGACCAUCAGUUCGUCCGAUGUUGGUAGAAUUAUUGGAAAAGGAGGAUCCAAAAUAAGAGAUUUGGAAGCUGAGUCUGGAGCAGAAAUUAAGAUUGAGAAAAACAACGGUGCAGAUGAAACUCAGAUAACACUGCGAGGUUCUGCUGAGAGUCAGGAGAAGGCAAAAGAAUUGAUAGAUGACCUGGUGUGUGAUGUGGAGGGGUGGGGUCCAGGGGGAAAGCCAGGCAUGAGGGGAAGAGGAGGGAGGGGCGGCAGACGAGGGAACGACAGAAGUCACAGCAACAUCCCUAUCAAACGGAGAGAACUGGAUGACAUGGAACCUCCAAACAUAGACUGGGACCAAGUCAACAGAGCUUAUGAGGAGGGCCAGAAACAGAAAUGGGCAAACCUUGCCCCUCUUAUCAAAGAGUUUUAUAAAGAAGACCCCGAAGUCAAGCAUAUGGACCCAGAAUUUGUAGCGCAAUACAGGAAGAAAAAGAACAAUAUCGUUGUGCAGUACACAUUUGGUGAGUGUGGAGAGGGCAUUCCGAACCCGGUUUUGACCUUUGAGCAGGCUUUCGCCCCGUACCCCGAUAUCCUGGAACAGAUUUACAACCAAAACUUCACGGAACCUUCGCCCAUUCAGUGUCAGGCGUGGCCCAUCCUGUUGAGUGGGAAAGAUUUAAUUGGCAUCGCACAGACUGGAACAGGUAAAACCCUGGCAUUCCUGUUGCCUGCGUUGAUCCACAUCGAGGGUCAGCCCACUCCGAGGGGAGAGCGAGGAGGGCCCAACGUCCUUAUAUUGGCUCCAACGAGGGAACUGGCUCAGCAGAUACAAGCUGAGGCCAGCAAAUACUCGUACAGGAACAUAAAGUCGAUGUGCAUCUACGGAGGUGGCAGUCGCCGUGACCAGAUAGAUCAACUGAGGAGAGGGGUGGAGAUUGUAGUGGCGACCCCUGGACGUAUGAAUGACCUGAUUGCUGCCGGUGAUCUGAACCUUCAAGCCAUCACUUAUCUAGUUUUGGAUGAGGCAGACCGAAUGUUAGACAUGGGAUUUGAGCCAGAGAUCCGCAAAACUCUCUUGGAUAUUCGUCCUGACAGACAAACUGUUAUGACCAGUGCUACAUGGCCGGCAGGCGUCAGGCGACUGGCAGAGUCUUACAUGAAGAACCCCAUCCAGGUGUAUGUUGGCUCUCUAGACCUGGCCGCCACACACUCCGUCACCCAGACAAUCGAGUUUAUGGACGAGUCCGAGAAGGAGCCUAGGCUGCUGGACUUUUUGUGCAACAUGGGUCCAGAAGAAAAAGUUAUGGUAUUUGUCGGCAAAAAGUCGAGAGCAGACGACAUCUCCAGUGAGUUAGCACUCGCGGGGGUCAACUGCGAUGUGAUUCACGGUGAUCGAGAGCAAAGCGACCGAGAACAAGCCUUGAUUGAUCUUAAGUCAGGAUAUAUCAGGAUAUUGAUUGCUACAGAUGUAGCCUCUCGUGGAAUCGACAUUCAGGAUAUCACGCACAUCAUCAAUUAUGACUUCCCGCGCAACAUCGAGGAGUAUGUUCACAGAGUUGGGCGUACAGGACGUGCGGGUCGGACUGGCGAGGCCAUCUCGUUUGUCACCCGACAAGAUUGGGCUCAGGCUCGGGACUUGAUAAAGAUGAUGGAGGAGGCGAACCAGAUCGUGCCAGAGGAGCUAUAUCAGAUGGCUGAAAGGUUUGAGGCAAUGAAAGAGAAGAAAGACCAGGAGAGGAGCCGUGGUGGAGGAAGGGGUGGGGGAAGGUUUGGAGGAGGCGGAGGAGGUUAUGGUGGAGGCGGGGGUGGAUAUGGUGGAGGCGGGGGUGGAUAUGGAGGCGGCAGAGGGGGAGGGGGAGGACGAAGAUGUGGUGGCACAUUAUUGGGAAUAUCCUUUCUUCAUUUAAUGCCAGAAACAAGAAGUUCAGUGGCAAGACUACGUUCCGAGGGACACUUUACAAGUUUCCCAGUCCAUAUCUCUCUUGCUGAUACAAUCAUUUGUGUCGGCUUCUUUGUCACUUGUGUGCUUGAUGAAUUGAUCCAUCUGCUAUUACAAUAUGCUGGGUCAGACCACCACCAUCAGCCUCAUGGGAAAAGAGAAACCGAUCUGGAAGCUUUUCAUUUUAUUAAAGAAGGUCCUAAGACAAAGGAAGUGAGCGAAACAAAGGAUAAGGCAACAUCAGCAGACGAGGAGAACGUAGAACCGACUUUACAACAUAGCCAUUCACACUCAGGUAUAAAUAUCCACAUCCCCAGCAUUCUCACAAUCAUGGCUCUCUCUUUCCAUGAUGUGUUUGAGGGGCUCGCCCUUGGGAUUCAGAAGCACGUGGAUGAUGUAUUAUUCAUGUUCCUCUCAAUCGCCACACACAAGUAUGCGAUAGCCUUCUCUGUAAGCCUAGACUUGCUCCUGUCUGGUGUGAGAGACAAUAUGAUAUUCCUGUACACUAUACUGUUCUCAAUAGUGAAUCCAGUGGGGAUUUGUAUUGGUAUUGCUUCUGGUGCAGUCAGCAGCGAGGGAGGGAUUCAAUCUCCAGUGACGGUGUUUAUGCAAGGACUAGCCAGUGGAUCUUUGAUCUAUGUGACAUGUGUUGAAGUGCUCCAACGUCACAAAACCUCCGAAGACCACAUCAGUGGGUUACGCAACACCUUGUUUCUUAUUCUUGGUUUCAUUUUCAUCUUGAUAAUGAAGAUUUAUUUGCCACAUGACCACUCUUUCCACGAAUACAAGGGUCAUGUCUAG
Molecule: messenger RNA, 3267 nt
Organism: Macrosteles quadrilineatus (aster leafhopper)
Lineage: Eukaryota; Metazoa; Arthropoda; Insecta; Hemiptera; Cicadellidae
Product: probable ATP-dependent RNA helicase DDX43
Exons: 14
Coding region: 265-3267 (1000 amino acids)
Biological process (GO): metal ion transport; transmembrane transport
Cellular component (GO): membrane
Molecular function (GO): RNA helicase activity; metal ion transmembrane transporter activity; RNA binding
Source: RefSeq, a predicted model, not a curated record